AUGAAUACAUCGGUAACUUCCAUAAAGUUGGUACUGUUGGGUGAAGCAGCAGUUGGGAAAUCGUCAAUAGUCCUAAGGUUUGUAUCCAAUGAUUUCGCCGAAAAUAAGGAACCCACUAUCGGUGCAGCAUUCCUUACUCAGAGAGUUACGAUAAAUGAACAUACUGUUAAGUUUGAAAUAUGGGAUACUGCUGGACAAGAGAGAUUUGCAUCGUUGGCACCCAUGUACUAUAGAAACGCACAGGCUGCACUUGUAGUAUACGAUGUGACAAAACCACAAUCUUUUAUUAAAGCACGCCACUGGGUUAAGGAACUGCAUGAACAAGCAUCAAAGGACAUCAUUAUUGCAUUAGUCGGUAAUAAGAUCGAUAUGCUACAAGAAGGUGGAGAAAGAAAGGUUGCAAGGGAGGAAGGUGAAAAGCUGGCCGAAGAAAAGGGCUUGUUGUUUUUUGAAACAAGUGCUAAGACAGGAGAAAAUGUUAAUGAUGUAUUUUUAGGUAUUGGUGAGAAAGUACCACUGAAAAAAGAGGAAGAACAAAAUAACGCUAAUAAUGAACGCGAGUCUAACAGUAAAAGGGUAGAUUUGAAUGCUGCCAAUAAUGGAUCUAGCACAAACAAUGCUUGUAGCUGUUAG
Messenger RNA from Saccharomyces mikatae IFO 1815, 633 nucleotides. It is a transcript of the gene VPS21, whose product is annotated as Rab family GTPase VPS21. Gene Ontology annotation, molecular function: GTP binding; GTPase activity. Lineage: Eukaryota; Fungi; Ascomycota; Saccharomycetes; Saccharomycetales; Saccharomycetaceae. The record is from RefSeq and is a predicted model, not a curated record. The transcript has a single exon. The coding region runs from base 1 to 633 and encodes 210 amino acids.